AUGGCCUCCUCCCUCAUCAAUCCGGUGACUAGAUGGUGGAAAACAGAGGUUUUUUGUGCUCUCUUCCUCCCUUUUGAGGCUGAUAUGAUCUUAAAAAUUCCCCUAAGUUACAAUCUGCCUGAGGAUAAGCUCAUUUGGAUGGGGAAUAAGAAGGGUGAUUUCAUAGUUAAAAGUGCCUACUUUGUUGCAAUCAAACUCCUUAACACAAGGGAUAAAGGGGAAUGCUCCUCUGGAGAUCCAAAUGCUCGGAUUUGGAGGAAAAUUUGGUCUCUUAAGCUCCCAAAAAAAAAUAAGAUUUUCUCUUGGUGCGCUUGUGUGAAUGGCCUGCCCGUGCUCACAAAUGUGGCUGCAAAAGGUAUACAAACCUCCUGUAUUUGCCCAAUUUGUGAUGAGGAGCCUGAAAGCCUUAUUCAUGCUUUAAUCUCUUGUGAUUCUUCCCUCUGGGUGUGGUCCCUUUGGCAGGACUGCCCCAUUGAGUUGCUGCUGAAUGCAGAAGAUUUCAAUGAUUUAGUGCUCCAAAUUUGCUCUUCCCCGACUGCCUUGCAUCUUGAAUUUUUCUUUGCCAUUUCCUGGUCGGUUUGGUACAAUAGAAACAAGCUUAUCCAUGAUGAGAAUGGUCCACCGCCUUUACAAAUUUUGGAAAUGGCUAAGAACUUGGUUGAGGACUUCAAGGAGGCCUCCUCGUGGGAUUUUCCUCCUCGGCUGUCUCCUCAAAUUGGCUGGGCUGCUCCCCCGUUGGGCUAUUUCAAGGUAAAUGUAGAUGGUGCCUCUUCCAUUGAUGGUAGUGGAAUUUUAGGUGUUGGGGUAAUCAUUCGGGAUGAGAUGGGUGGGGUAGUCGCUACUCUAUGUAAGGCUCUGCCAUUGCAUUACCCCAUCGAGUGGAUUGAGCUUUUUGCUUUGGAGCAUGGUGUACUCUUGGCUUAG
Molecule: messenger RNA, 924 nt
Organism: Quercus lobata
Lineage: Eukaryota; Viridiplantae; Streptophyta; Magnoliopsida; Fagales; Fagaceae
Exons: 1
Coding region: 1-924 (307 amino acids)
Source: RefSeq, a predicted model, not a curated record